Grammomys surdaster is the source of this 453-nucleotide messenger RNA. Its product is annotated as H-2 class II histocompatibility antigen, E-U alpha chain-like. Gene Ontology annotation, molecular function: MHC class II protein complex binding. The record is from RefSeq and is a predicted model, not a curated record. Gene Ontology annotation, biological process: antigen processing and presentation of exogenous peptide antigen via MHC class II; positive regulation of T cell activation; immunoglobulin production involved in immunoglobulin-mediated immune response. The transcript has 2 exons. Gene Ontology annotation, cellular component: MHC class II protein complex. The coding region runs from base 1 to 453 and encodes 150 amino acids. Lineage: Eukaryota; Metazoa; Chordata; Mammalia; Rodentia; Muridae.
AUGUUCCCCACAGUGGCCCCAGAGGUGACUGUACUCUCCAGAAGCCCAGUGAACCUGGGAGAGCCCAGCAUCCUCAUCUGUUUCGUGGACAAGUUCUCCCCUCCAGUGGUCAAUGUCACCUGGCUCCGGAAUGGACAGCCUGUCACCAAAGGCGUGUCAGAGACAGUGUUUCUCCCGAGAGAGGACCACUUCUUCCACAAAUUCCACCAUCUGACCUUCCUGCCCUCCACAGAAGAUUACUAUGACUGUGAGGUGGAUCACUGGGGUUUGGAGGAGCCGCUGCAGAAGCACUGGGAGUUUGAAGAGAAACCCCUCCUUCCAGAAACUAAAGAGAGUGUUGUGUGUGCUCUCGGGUUGUCUGUGGGUCUGAUAGGCAUCGUUGUGGGGAUUAUCCUCAGCAUGAAGGGUAUUAAAAAAUGCAAUGCUGCAGAACGCCACCAAGGAGGCCUGUGA